Anoplopoma fimbria (sablefish) is the source of this 1790-nucleotide messenger RNA. RefSeq names its product SEC13 homolog, nuclear pore and COPII coat complex component (gene sec13). Gene Ontology annotation, biological process: protein import into nucleus; positive regulation of TOR signaling; COPII-coated vesicle budding. Gene Ontology annotation, molecular function: structural molecule activity; protein binding. Bases 183 to 1145 code for a protein of 320 amino acids. The transcript has 9 exons. The record is from RefSeq and is a predicted model, not a curated record. NCBI's taxonomy places the organism in Eukaryota, Metazoa, Chordata, Actinopteri, Perciformes, Anoplopomatidae. Gene Ontology annotation, cellular component: nuclear pore outer ring; COPII vesicle coat.
GUCGUCGGACCUGUAGACGGAAGCGACGUCUUGUUGCCACGUCGGAGCAGUUGAGCUGGUGAACUCAUUCAGGAGAGAAAAAGGGAUACUUCUAUACAUUUAUAUAUACUUCUAUACAUUUAUAUAUACUUAUAUACUUAUAUAUAUUUAUAUAUACUUAUAUACAUUUAUAUUCAGCAGUCAUGGUUUCUGUCAUCAACACGGUGGACACCUCUCACGAGGACAUGAUCCACGAUGCCCAGAUGGACUACUACGGGACUCGCCUCGCCACCUGCUCCUCCGAUCGCACCGUGAAGAUCUUUGAUGUGAGAAACGGAGGGCAGAUCCUGGUCGCCGACCUCAGAGGCCACGAGGGUCCGGUGUGGCAGGUGGCGUGGGCUCACCCGAUGUUCGGCAACAUUCUGGCUUCCUGUUCCUACGACCGUAAAGUCAUCAUCUGGAAGGAGGAGAACGGAUCCUGGGACAAGAUGUAUGAGUACUGUGGACACGAGUCAUCAGUGAACUCCGUCUGCUGGGGUCCUUAUGACUUCGGUCUGAUUCUGGCCUGCGGCAGCUCAGACGGAGCCAUUUCCCUCCUCACGUUUACUGGUGAUCAGCAGUGGGACGUCAAGAAGAUCAGCAACGCACACACUAUCGGCUGUAACGCGGUGAGUUGGGCUCCUGCCGUCGUUCCCGGCAGCCUGAUCGAUCAGCCGUCGGGUCAGAAACCAAACUGUGUGAAACGCUUCGUCUCUGGAGGCUGCGACAACCUGGUCAAACUCUGGAAAGAGGAGGACGGUCAGUGGAAGGAGGACCAGAAGCUGGAGGCUCACAGUGAUUGGGUGAGAGACGUCGGCUGGGCUCCUUCUAUUGGUCUCCCCACCAGCACCAUCGCCAGCUGCUCUCAGGACGGACGUGUCUUCAUCUGGACGUGUGACGACCCGGCGGGCAACACCUGGACGGCCAAACUGCUCCAUAAGUUCAACGACGUGGUUUGGCACGUCAGCUGGUCCAUCACUGGAAACAUUCUGGCUGUUUCUGGAGGAGACAACAAGGUGACGCUGUGGAAGGAGUCGAUGGACGGUCAGUGGGCGUGUAUCAGUGACGUCAGCAAAGGCCAGGGCGCCGUCUCCACCAUCACAGACACGCAGCAGAUCGAGCAGUGACACGUUCUGACCUUUGACCCCCGACUGGACCCGGAUGACCCCGCUCUUUAAAAGAUGACCUCAUGACCCCGCCGGACGACGUCCUCGCCGACUGAGCUCCUUCUGUAACGCUGAUGUUCGGCUGUGUGAUGAUGACAUCAUGAGUUCUGUACAGAUGUUCCUAAAGUUCAUCAGACUGAUAAUUAACAUAAACAUUGUUUUAAUUAGAUGCACUCCACCGAGUCUCCACAUGUACAUUCACAUAACUUAUCCCGUCCCAUGAUGCUUUGCUCCUGAAACAUUCCACCUCCACCAGCGGAGAACGAACCCAUCGAGCAUCUCGGGCAGCAAAUAAAUAAAACGUUUCUCUCCAUAAAAGUUAAUAAACUUCGUUCUCUGCUCUGGGAUCAGAUCCUCGUGUCGUCACGGUGAUAAAGAAAUGAUCCGACUGGUUCAGUAAACUUAACAAGUUAAUAAAUGAUUUAUUGAGUAAACUAUUGAUUCACAUUCUUUUCCACACACGAGGCUGGUCGUGACCUGAACCGGCCUUAAUGAAUCCUAAUGAGACGACCCUGAAUGAGGAACAGUUUCAGUUGUGAGAUCAGAAAACCACGGAUGAGUUUUUCAUAUUUGAUGUAAUUAAAUAACCUUAAUGUUAAAAACAAA